This is a messenger RNA of Chionomys nivalis (European snow vole), 2240 nucleotides long. RefSeq names its product purinergic receptor P2Y12 (gene P2ry12). The transcript is spliced from 3 exons. Gene Ontology annotation, biological process: blood coagulation; G protein-coupled receptor signaling pathway. NCBI's taxonomy places the organism in Eukaryota, Metazoa, Chordata, Mammalia, Rodentia, Cricetidae. Gene Ontology annotation, molecular function: G protein-coupled purinergic nucleotide receptor activity. The record is from RefSeq and is a predicted model, not a curated record. Gene Ontology annotation, cellular component: membrane. Bases 292 to 1335 code for a protein of 347 amino acids.
CAGCCUUGUUACGAGGACUAUCAGAACGCUGAAAUGACAGAAAUCCACUGUUAUUGCAGUCACACAGCAGGAGCCGCAGCAAGGAAACGUCCUCGUACCCAGACUCAGACCGCAAGAACGCUCAAGACUGCAUUGCUGAAAACUCAGCAGAUUCUCUAUCACAGACAACACUGGCAACUAAACUAAGUACUGAGGGAAAACACCAGAUGCCGGCCUGCAAGUUCCACUAACUAGUAUUACUGGAGAUACCCAAAACCUUCAGGACCAACGGGAUAACCAGGAGCUAGCACAAUGGAGAUGCCUACCAUGGACACCAGCACAGCCAAUAGCACCGUCGCACCUGAGAACGGCACCCAGUGCAGCAGAGACUACAAGAUAACCCAGGUUCUCUUCCCGGUGCUCUAUACCGUCCUGUUUUUUGCCGGACUCAUCACAAACAGCUUGGCGAUGAGGAUUUUCUUUCAGAUCCGCAGUAAAUCCAACUUCAUUAUUUUUCUUAAGAACACAGUCAUCUCUGACCUUCUCAUGAUUCUAACUUUUCCAUUCAAAAUUCUUAGUGACGCCAAACUGGGAGCCGGGCCUCUGAGAACCUUGGUGUGCCAAGUUACCUCAGUCACAUUUUAUUUUACAAUGUAUAUCAGUAUAUCAUUCCUCGGUUUGAUAACCAUUGACCGCUACCUGAAGACCACCAGGCCAUUCAAAACUUCCAACUCCAACAGUCUCUUGGGUGCAAAGAUUCUUUCUGUUGUCAUCUGGGCCUUCAUGUUCUUACUCUCAUUGCCUAACAUGAUUCUCACGAACAGGCGGCCAAAAGAUAAGAACAUCAAGAAGUGUUCUUUCUUAAAGUCAGAGUUUGGUCUGGUCUGGCAUGAAAUAGUCAAUUACAUCUGUCAAGUCAUUUUCUGGAUUAAUUUCUUGAUUGUCAUUGUUUGUUACAGUCUCAUUACGAAAGAACUCUACAGGUCCUAUGUAAGAACAAGAGGUGUAGGCAAAGCUCCCAAGAAAAGAGUGAAUGUCAGAGUUUUUAUCAUCAUUGCUGUGUUCUUCAUCUGUUUUGUGCCUUUCCACUUUGCACGGAUUCCCUACACUUUGAGCCAGACCCGGGCAGUCUUUGACUGCACUGCUGAAAACACUCUGUUCUAUGUGAAGGAGAGCACCUUGUGGCUGACGUCCUUGAACGCCUGCCUUGAUCCAUUCAUCUAUUUCUUUCUUUGCAAGUCUUUCAGAAAUUCCUUGAAAAGUAUGCUGAGGUGCUCUAAUGCUAUGUCACACUCUGGGGAAAACAAGAAGAAAGGACAGGAAGGUAGUGACCCAAGUGAGGAGACCCCAAUGUGAAACAUGACCCCAGGGGCUGUUUCAGUCUGUGGCAUUCACACUCCUCUAAGGAAAUCACCAUACAAAAAUACUAACAUUACCUUAAAGGAAACUGAGCUAAUGACUCUUUAAAUAAGCAAUAACUAGGGAAAUAAUCAUCUACUUUCGCACACACACACAUGAAUGUAUAUGUACAUAUGUAUGUAUGUAUAUAUAUAUGUUUAUAUAUGUACUUAUACAUGUGUAUGCCAUCUUAAAAUAUAAGGGAAAAAUUCUAAUCUUCAGGAAUAUAGUAAAAUAAACUGCAUCCUAUUGCUACACUGAAAGCAAACCCACAAAGAAUUAGUGAUUUACUUAGUUUCUGCAAAAUGAUCAACAAUGAAAUGCAAUAUCCACUGUCAUUUUAAAAGGCAUUACCAAUCAGUAUUAUUUUGGUAAUAAGUGAAAAUUUAUGUUCGAUCUGAUACAUCAAGCACAGUAACUAUGGACUUCUCAUUUAUGGUAACAAAGACAAGAACAACCCCAUGGACACUUAAACCAAAUGAAAUGACAUUGUGGAUGAGGCCUGAAUUAGUAUAAAUGCUCAUCAAGAGGGGAGAGGUUUAAAGAUGUAUCUUUCCAUAAAUAACAGACAUCGUGAAUAAAACCAUUAACUUAAGGAAUGUAAACUUUCAUAACAUUCUAAUAUUUAAAAAAAUAUAUUACUACUUCCUUAACACUAGAGAAGCAAUUUCACUAAGACUCUGAGUUGACUCGGUACAGCGCCAUCAUUGGCAUUUACCUUUGUUAAUCGGCUUUGGAAACGCCUGCUGCUUGAAUGAAAAAACCACUUCUUAGUAAGAAAAGUGAGUAACUAUAAUUACCAGAAUGCAUCUCACACCUACCAAUAAGAAAGCGAUUGAACUGUCUGACAUUACCUGUUUGUA